CAGUUGUUCGCCUCCAUCGGCGGUGGCAAGUCAGUUCAGAAAGAACUCUGCGUUAGUCGAUAAUAUAAGUUUCUUCCUUGCGUGCAUCUUCCGGACGUCUUUAAAAACAAACAGAAUGCGUAUGGAGGAAGCUUCAGGGAAGUCAGAAUUUGCAAAUGUCUGAUAGGAAGGAGGUUUCUCGAUAAGAAAAGUGGCUCAGAAGAUGUUAACCUCGUAGUAAUUGAAAACAGUGCCUUAAUCUAUCGCGGCAGUAGUGAGGAUGAACUCGUGAAGCGAAUCGCUGUGGUUGUCAUUAGAAUUGCAAACAUAUUUGAAGUUGAUGAACGUUAUGACCGUUCCGCAGUAAACUUGUUGAAAACCAGGAACGCCGGAAGCAUGGUAUGGUGCCAUUAACAUAAAAAAAGUUACGAUUUGUUGAUUACCGUCGGUUACCAAUCAUCCGAUACACGUCCAGAUGACGUCGGGGUGGUGAGGUGUUUGGUGAUUCACGCUCAUCUCCUCGAGAGAGUGCAGUGGCCAGAAAUAGAACAGACUACCCCCAACUAUCGGAAGCGUCAUUUUUUUUAAAGUCAUUGUAUUACUUUGCAUCUGCGAGGCGCCGGAGGCUUGCGGUGUUUAUCACCCCUAGCGGAGCGUGAAACGAUGAGUGACAACGGAACCAAAACUGGUGUGACGCAACACGUGGAGAAUGUUACCGCUGGUUCUCCCGUCGAAGCAGCAAAGGCAACUGUUCAUCAGAAUCAGAACGGAAACGAAAAACUCACCAUUCAAUCGGGCCCUGGCGACCUGAGACAGAUAAUUCUUGACGGACUGGAGAAGAAGGGAAAUCGCGGCAUAUGGCUAUGGACACUGUUCAUCCUAUGUCUAACACCAAACAUCCUCAAUGGUUUCCACGUUUCCUCGUACGUGUUCUUGGGUCAACUUCCCGAGAACUACUACUGCGUCGUUCCAAACCUUCUGCAAAGUGGAUGGACUCACGAUGAAAUACGAAACAUCUCUACAAACAGUGGCAUCGCAAAAAAUGGAACCUGUACAAUCCUCAACUGGGACUACAACCGGCUGGCAGGGAUGAACUAUCGGGACGCACAGCAAUACCUCUCGGGGCAGCCGAAACCCAGCGAGGUGUCCUGCCUUGGUUCCCCUGGCUUCGAGCUGUACUACGAGCAGAAGCCCGGCUACUCAAUCGUGCCCGAGUGGGAUCUGAUCUGUGAACGAACCGCGCUCCGAUCGACCGUGCAGGUGGCACUAUCGAUGGGAAAGUUUGUGGGCGCCUCGACUUUUGGUGUCCUCUCGGACAAGUACGGACGGAAGAGUAGUUUCACAAUCGCUGCCACACUGUACGUGGUGGCCAGCUUGCUGACCACGUUUUCGCCCUUCUACAUCCUACUGCUGCUGGGACGAAUCGGGCUUGGAGCGUCGGCUUCCGGAGUUUUUUAUCCGGCGUUUGCAUUACUAACCGAGAACAUCGGGAAUCGGCACCGUUCCUGGAUGAGCAUCGCAUUCAAUUUCUCCUACCCGAUUGGCAUGUUGAUUCUGGCAUUGGCUGCUUAUUUGAUCCAACCAUGGCGUGAUCUCUCGCUAGCCCUGACGAUUCCAUCCUUCCUGUUGGUUAUCCAUCUCUACUUCCUCGUGGAGUCGCCCCGUUGGCUGCUCAGCAAGGGACGCGAACGGCGGGCCUAUCGGAUGGUUUUCGGCCGUAAAGCACCCCAGGAGCUGUGCGAUAGUGAGAUGGAACGUAAACCUGUGGCGGAGGAGGGAGAAGAAUCCUCGAAGCUGGCGCUGGGCGCGCGUUUGAAGCGAUCGUUCAGUGAGUUCGGGAAGCUGUACGGGACACCAACGCUUUGCCGGCGGGCUCUGAUAUGCCACUUCACGUGGUGUGUCACAUCGCUUUGUUACUAUGUAACAGCCCUCAACGCGGAUAAUUUCGCCGCUAACCGCAACAUAUACGUCGCGACAACCGGAUCCGUGGACAUAAUCGCCUAUAUACUGUCGAUAAUAGCGCUAGCCUACUUCGGCCGCAAGAGCACAUCGUUCUGUUUCUUCCUAUACGCUGGUAUUUGCUUGCUGGUGGUGCUUGCAGUGCCCAAGGAAAGUACCGCAAUCGUCGUCACGUUGGCCAUGUUAGGUCGACUGGGUAUCACAGCCGUCUAUGCGGUGGUCACGCUCCACACGGCAGAACUUUUUCCCACGGAAAUUCGAAACACGGCGCUCGGCAUCUGCUCGACGAUGGCUCACGUUGGAUCGAUUGCCGCGCCGUACAUCGUCGAUUUGCUCGGCCAACUGGCCUGGUGGAUUCCGACGACGAUCUGUGGCUUCUCAGUGCUGGCGGCUUGCGCACUCACGCUGCUCCAUCCGGAAACGAAAGACGCUGUCCUCAAGGAUCACGCCAAACAGGAAGAGAGCGAACCAGCUGGUGCAACCGAACGCGACGAGCGGUUGGAAAAAUCGUGAAUGAAAAAAAACCCGAAACAAUUGUUCAACUGACGAGAGACUGGUAACCCACUCAAAUGAUUGCAUUUUAACUGUAUGUCGACGACGAAAUAUUCAGACUAGUUUAUUUUUGUACAAUAGUUUGCUGUUAAUGGUAAUCUUGAUUAAACUUUUAUCACAGCCAUUCAA
Messenger RNA from Toxorhynchites rutilus septentrionalis, 2619 nucleotides. Its product is annotated as organic cation transporter protein. The coding region runs from base 643 to 2451 and encodes 602 amino acids. The record is from RefSeq and is a predicted model, not a curated record. Gene Ontology annotation, biological process: transmembrane transport. The transcript is spliced from 6 exons. Gene Ontology annotation, molecular function: transmembrane transporter activity. NCBI's taxonomy places the organism in Eukaryota, Metazoa, Arthropoda, Insecta, Diptera, Culicidae. Gene Ontology annotation, cellular component: membrane.